UGCCUGCCACGCAAGAUGCUGAAUAAAAGGGGGUUUACAGGCAGCAAUCUGGCAACCCCAUUCAGCCAGAGGAGAGCAGAGGAGACCGCAUCGAUCCAGAUACAUUUUACACACAAAAACAGAAGGAGAUCGAGAGGCAGAGACAGAGACUGGGAAAUAAUCGACUUUCUCCUGAUGGAGACCCAGAAGAACAUCUGGGUCUCAGUCCUGCUCCUGGCAGCUGUUUUUCUGCAGGAAAAGGUCAGUGCAGGAUGCAACGUUCAGUUGUGUAACCCCGCUGCAGAUGGCUCCAUAUACAACUAUGGAGCCAAGACAUUGACUGAAGGUUUGCACAUCCCCUUCAGUCAGUAUGCUGGGAAGUACGUCCUCAUCGUCAAUGUGGCCUCCUUCUGAGGACUUACCUUCCAGUAUAUGGAACUGAAUGCACUACAGGAGGAACUAAAAGAUGUGGGCUUCACAAUUCUCGGAUUUCCCUGUAACCAGUUUGGGAAACAAGAGCCUGGGAAUAAUCAUGAAAUCUUGCCCAUGCUAAAGUAUGUCCGGCCAGGCAAAGGCUUUGUUCCAAACUUCCAGCUCUUUGAAAGCGGUGAUGUGAACGGAGAAAACGAGCAAGGCGUUUUCACUUACCUGAAGAAUUUCUGCCCGCCGGUCGGCGAGAGCUUUGGAAACCCCGCCGGCAGGUUGUUUUGGGAGCCUCUGAAAGUCACGGACAUCAAGUGGAAUUUCGAGAAGUUUCUAGUGGGCCCUGACGGAAAGCCGCUGAUGAGGUGGUUUCCGAGGGUGAACGUUUCCGAGGUCCGGGCCGACAUCAUAAAACUUAUCAACGAACGGAAUUCCAAAAACUAAUCACCUCCAGAAUUUAUUACACAGGCUCCCCAGAUACCAAUAUUCUACAUAUAGUCUUAUAUAUCAUAUUAUAUACAUAUAAUCUUUCAAAGUGUUUAGGAAAUGUGCCAAAAGACAAUUUUAAAACUUUUUAGGUCAGUAUUCGUCAAUUGUUGUCUUUCAGAAGCUGGUUUAUAUACUAUACAUAUAUAUAUAUAUAAAAUUGUUCCUUGAGUGAAGCAGGUAGGAGCAUGAAUCGUGGUGGUUCUGGUGAUCUUGGGCAUGUUCAUGAAGCUCAGGUUUAAAAGCAGGACUUUCUGCCAAGCCUGACUGGAGACUGGGGGAUAAGAGCAGCUCUUCAGUGCAUUCAGGCUGCUUGGUUCCACUCAGACAUGUCUGGUUCUCCAGAGCGACCCAUCAAACCAUGCUCCCACUUGCAAGAGUAUCGUGUCAAUAAAGCAUUACAAAAAAAACCCAA
Molecule: messenger RNA, 1303 nt
Organism: Silurus meridionalis
Lineage: Eukaryota; Metazoa; Chordata; Actinopteri; Siluriformes; Siluridae
Gene: gpx3
Product: glutathione peroxidase 3
Exons: 6
Biological process (GO): response to oxidative stress
Molecular function (GO): glutathione peroxidase activity
Source: RefSeq, a predicted model, not a curated record